This is a messenger RNA of Bipolaris victoriae FI3, 189 nucleotides long. RefSeq lists its product as hypothetical. The record is from RefSeq and is a predicted model, not a curated record. The annotation marks the transcript as partial. The transcript has a single exon. NCBI's taxonomy places the organism in Eukaryota, Fungi, Ascomycota, Dothideomycetes, Pleosporales, Pleosporaceae.
AUGGCGGCAUGUGAAGGCCCAACAGAUGCGCAUGACGAGACUGAUGCCAACGAGUCUGUGCCAAAUGACUACAUAGCCGUCGUUCCAUCAGACAGGGCUAGCUCAACGACGUCGGUAACGUCCUGCGCUUCCCUUCCAGUCGACCAAACAUCGACGUACGCCUCAACUAGCGAUAUACCCCUUUACUUG